Nicrophorus vespilloides is the source of this 1222-nucleotide messenger RNA. RefSeq lists its product as uncharacterized. The coding region runs from base 119 to 1222 and encodes 367 amino acids. The record is from RefSeq and is a predicted model, not a curated record. Lineage: Eukaryota; Metazoa; Arthropoda; Insecta; Coleoptera; Silphidae. The transcript is spliced from 2 exons.
AACUGUUUACGUUAUAAACUUGACGGUAACCGCUUGACUUUUUCUGUUGGUAUUACUGAAAAGUGAUUAUAUACUUAAAACAAAGGUUAAAAGUAAGGUUACUUGAUACUUUAAAGAUAUGGACAUAGACAGACCGAAACGCGAUAGAUCGGCAAACUUCAGCAAUGAAGAUACUCAAUUAUUAGUCAAUAUCAUAUACAAUUAUGCAAAUGUCAUCGAGAAUAAAACUACAAACGCGAUAAUAUGGCACAAAAAGGAAGAUGCGUGGAAAAGGGUCACGACGGAAUUUAACUCGAGAAGACCUAUGAAACGAACAAUGAAAAUGUUAAAGAUAAAAUACGAAGGUUUGAAAAGGGCCCUUAAAAAGAAAUCGACGAUGAGUCAACUUGAACCACUGAAAAAUGUAAAAGAAAAAAUAUUAGCUAUGAAAAAAAUUGGCUAUGAAAGUAUGCUGCAAGAUCGCGAUAACAAUAAAGCACAAGUUGCGCAAACGCCUGAAAUUCUAAAAUAUAAAGUUACAGAUGAAGAAAAAGUAUUUAUAGAUCCAUUCAACAAAAAAUCGAACAUACAAGCAGGGAAUAAAAUCAUCAAAUCUAAAUUUAAUGCGUCAGAAAAUGAAUUUAGAAUUAAUGACUCUAGUUUGGAGUCUUGGGACAUGCAGACUGCUGCAAAUGACAAUACAACAUACAAGGUAGAAACUGAAACAGAUGAAGGCAAUGCUGAUGAUAGUAUGGAUUAUAUUUGGGAUUUAAGAGCGACAACUUCCGCAAAUGCGAAAAAUGUCAAACAACAAAAUAACGUUGCAGUCAGGCUUAAAUGUGAUUCUGCGCUUUCUAUACCGCAUAGUAAAGAAUUGAGUGAUAUAGAAUUACAAAUUGCGAUACAAGAUCUUCGAAACAAUGAGAGAAACCAUUAUAUUAAUGAACAGGAUGUUUUGAACAAAGCGCAGAGUUUGACCAAUAAUAAAAAUCGAUUGAGCACAUCUAAUUUCGACUUUGAGAACGAGAUGAAUGUGCAAGCGAUUGAGAUACUUGCCAAGCAGAGACAGCUAGAGUUUUCGAUAUUGGAUAAUGCAAGGAGAGAAAAGGAGCAUUCUCUCACGAUGAUCGCCAAAGAAAAGGAACUCGAGUUUGCUAUUUUGGAAAAUGGAAGGAAGGAGAAAGAGCAUGCGAUUCGAAUGCGAAUAUUACAAUAUAAAUUGCAGAGCAUUCAGCAACAAUAA